AUUCGCUGAGACUAAACUUGUAUUAAUAAAGCAUCAUUCAGUGCUAGCUGUAUUAGCCUACACUUUUUUGCGAAGGUACAGUCUACGUAAUAGAGCCCACCAGCCCGUUGGCUCCCCUGUCUGCAGUCGUGCAUGUGAACUGCAUCAGACAGCAAGUCUGCAGAACAAGUCGCAGCAUCAGUGUGCUGCAGUGAAAUCCAGCUCCUGAACACACCCUGCUGCAGCAGAGCACCUACACAACACCGACAGCACACCCGGCUGUAGGCGACACCGUGACCGAGCAGAUCCAAAGAGACGGCUAGCUGCUAGAACACAGCGGAGCAGCAGGAUGGCUCUUAAUGACAAAGACCCGGUGGUUGCAGUGGGCACACUCUCCCCAGGCCAACUGCAGUCCCACCUCAAGAUGGAGCCCAAGACUCUGGGGGCCAUCCAGAUCGUUAUCGGGGCUUUGAUUCUCUGUCUGAGUGCCUCUGUGCUCCAGAUCCAUGAGGUCCACUUUACGGGAGAUGUGGCCCUCUUCCUGAUUGUUGUCAUACAGGUGACUUUGUCUGGGUCAGUGUUGGUCCACAGUGGAAGGAAACCUACUCUUUUUUGGGUUAAAUGUGUCCUGGUUCUGCACCUCAUCAGUGCUGCAUUUGCCACUGCUGCCCUGGGUCUGAUGUCCAAACACCUGCCCUACCGCCAGGACUCUUACCACUGUGAACACUGCCGCAGACUGGAGCUACAUGCUGUGCAACAUUGUUUCAGGAAAUGCACCGGGCUGAUCGAGCAAAAGUGUAAACUGUUGAUUGACGGGAUCCUGGGGACGCUGGUGAUCUUUCUGGUGCUGGAGCUGUUGAUCUGCAUCACUGCCAUGCUGUUUGGACUCAGUGUCCUAGCUGCAGGUGGAACCCAGGCUUCCAGCCAGAGACCUGUCUAUCCACAAACGCGCCCCCCACCUGUUCCAGCCGUGCAGCAGGCUGCUCCAGCUGUAGCUGAGCCUUCUCAGGUGGCUGUAGUUGUGACUGAACCAGAUUCAGAGCAGGUGGAGGACAUCUCUACCCCACCUACUGAACCCCAGGUGGAGCCAAUAGAAGCUGUGACCACAGAGCCAUGAACUCAACACACACUGCUUCCUGUAGUGUAAUGUCAUGUCAGUCAGAGUGUAAAAACUGAAAAACUAUUCCUCCAACAAGUUAUCAAAGGUAGUCAUCCUGUCCUUUCACUUCUGGCAUACAUGAACACAGGGUUAGGAUUAGCACUGCAAUACAUACAGUGUGUUGGGGUUAUGAUAUGGAUUAAUGUUACAAGCAAUGUUGAUGUAUUCUUCAAAUACUAAGAUCACUAAAAUAAGUAUAGAGUAGAGAGAAUAAGUAUAGAGAAAUAAAAAUAACUACUAGUUAUACUAGUACUAGUAUACUAGGUACUCAGCUUGGAUAUUGUGGGGAAAGCACCGAUCUUGUUCGCCUUCAAGAGUAUAUAUUCACUUCACUAAAAGUCUGUGCACAUGUUGUGUGUUGAUUAGAGUGAAGACUGAUUCAAUAUGUAACCAUGUACUAUUAAAGUUGUCUUGACCAAAACA
Messenger RNA from Perca flavescens (yellow perch), 1561 nucleotides. RefSeq lists its product as uncharacterized. Bases 329 to 1096 code for a protein of 255 amino acids. The record is from RefSeq and is a predicted model, not a curated record. NCBI's taxonomy places the organism in Eukaryota, Metazoa, Chordata, Actinopteri, Perciformes, Percidae. Gene Ontology annotation, cellular component: membrane. The transcript is spliced from 9 exons.